AUGAACCAACAACAACAAACAUCUAUACAAUCACAACCUCAUUAUAAUGCUCAAAGAUCUCCAAACAUUGUAAAUAGAUCAAGUACAAGUAGGACAACCAAUAGAAAUAAUAACAAUGUAAAUAAUAAUAGUAACAGUAAUAAUAAUAAUAAUAAUAGUACAGGCACUAGUAAUAAUGUAAAUAACAAUCAAUCUAUAACAACUACAACACCAUAUCAUAAUAGAGCAACCAGUGGUUUGUUUCCUCAAUAUGCAGAUCAACCAGAUAUAGUCAGAGCGUCGCAAAAAGAUGAUUUCUAUAAACGUUUAUUUGAAGAACAAGUCUUUGAGAUAUUAACUAGAGUUGCAGGUAUUAUUACUAUUACUACAUUACAGAUUAAUAUAAACCAGAAUUCUUAUCUAAUUCAAUUGAAUAAUAAAGGUCCAAGAGUAAUGAUGAAUAAACAGAAUGAAUCUAAAUUACUAUCAAGUUUAACCUACUAUAUAUUGACUACUUUGAUUGGUUCACAAACACUUGGUGAGGAAUACUGUAAUCUAAGACAGAUUAAAGAUAAUACAUUUUCAUUACCGACAAUCGCUGUAUCACCUUAUAUCAUAAAGAAAUAUAUACCUAAAUUCUUUUUGCGAUUCCCAAAUCUCUAUUAUCUAAAGGAACUGUUCCCAAAGCUAGAGAGAUUACAUUUAGCAUUGUUUUAUUUCAAUGGUGCAUAUUAUGAGUUCUCAAAGCGAUUGUCAAACAUCAGAUAUAUAUUCAACAGAAAAGUCGAUCAAAGAAGACCGAAAUAUCAUAUACUUGGACUUCUUAUUAUCAUUCAACUUUUAGUUUCCUCUUUCAUCUACCUAAGAGAUAACUCUUUCUUUUUGUCGGGUGCAUCUCAUCAAUCGGAUAUAAACAUUGAAACAGUCAACUCAACAAAUAGUAAUAGUGAUGAAGAUGAAGCAGCCAACGGUGGUAAAUGUACAUUAUGUCUGGAAGUUAGAAAGAAUUCGACAUCAACUAUUUGUGGACAUCUAUUCUGUUGGUAUUGUUUAUCAGAAUGGUGUAACUCCAAAGCAGAGUGUCCGUUGUGCAGAAGACCAAUCUCUUUACAAUCACUAAUGCCAAUAUAUAAUUAUUAA
This is a messenger RNA of Heterostelium album PN500, 1119 nucleotides long. RefSeq names its product peroxisomal biogenesis factor 2/10/12 Ring-finger protein (gene pex10). The record is from RefSeq and is a predicted model, not a curated record. Gene Ontology annotation, cellular component: peroxisomal membrane. Gene Ontology annotation, biological process: protein import into peroxisome matrix. Lineage: Eukaryota; Evosea; Eumycetozoa; Acytosteliales; Acytosteliaceae. Bases 1 to 1119 code for a protein of 372 amino acids. Gene Ontology annotation, molecular function: zinc ion binding. The transcript is spliced from 3 exons.